AUCUGGGUCAGAACGUGUUUCAGUACUAAGCCGUGCUAGCAAAACGUGCUCCAUGUCGACAACUAAAAUUAUAAACAGUGCAAAGUGAAUUAAAUUUUAUAUGUAUUGAUAUACAGUUGAAUUUAUAUUGAGUGGCUUUGAGGUGAUUAGUUUGAUCCUGUCAUCGAAAACUCGGUUUCUGCUGAUAAAGGGCAAGCCAUGCUCUUAUCACUAUCAUACCACGAAACAUCAUCGCGGACUCGACAUCUCAACUCCAUCUGACAUCUGCUGAUAACAAGACGUAUAUCUUGGAAUUUUAUCGAGGAGGGCUUAGUUCUGUGUGGCUGAACGAAAAGUCCACUGCCAGUUCUCAAGAAAAGAAAACAUUUAUUCAAAAAUCGAAGGUGCUUGACCACCGGUUUUAAAAGUUAGUGUUUGUUGUGUGUUUAUUAACUAUUUAAAAUGGCGACAACGGGCAGUGAAAUGUUGCUCCAGUGGUUUGUGUGUUGCUACCAGCCCGGAGCUCAGGCGAGGCGCACGCGACGGAGGAUAGAUAGGUCGAUGAUUAGCGCACCAACGAAUUUCCAACACACUGGACACAUCGGUUCAACCGACGUGGAUAUGCCCUCGUCCCUUCUACAUUCUAUACAGAACCAGAUGCAAAGCAAAGGUGGCUAUGAGAUGCCGUAUGGAGUAAAGGUGUAUUGAAGGAAUGCCGGGAGUGCCUCAACGUUCGUGAAAGUCAGAUCUUAAACGAUAUUUAUUUUAUCAUAAUUAUGUAUAAUGUAAGUCGUAAGAUAGUUUGUAAAGUUUUGUACAUACAGAGUCAUCCGGUAUAUUGUUAGUUACCAUCGAAUGGCGUUUACGCGGCAUUGGUUAUUGCUGACAAGUCAAGUAGUCUAAAAUAAUAAGGGCUGCACACCAAGCAGCAAGCAGAAAACAUUACAGAAAUUUAAAAUCUCCAAAUUGGUCGCAACCAUGAUUUUUAAAAUAUAGUAUCCUUUUUCCUUCUUCUUCCUAAUAAUUGCCUCCUCAAAAUGACAUAUCAACGAUUUCGCUAUAGUUAUCCGUUUUUCGCCGCAAACUACCCCAGUUCCAAUUGCUGAGGUGAAAAUAUUGUACAGAGUUUGCUUACCCUUUUUGCUUGCUGCUGUAUGUGCGACCUACCUUAAGGUUUUAAUAUGUAUCUAGUAUCAUCCGGUUUUUGGCGACGAAGAUCGAUAGUCAAGAUGAACCCGUCUUUCGCGACGCCUGGUCUCCACCUGCUUCAUUCAUAUGUUUCUUUAAUGUAAUAGAGGUAUUAUCUAUUGUAAAUGUUAGCCUUACUAUUGUAAUAAAAGCGAUAACUAUGUAGCUUGUUCUCUUCCUCUUAAUAACCUUGAUUGUGAUGAAAUCCUAGCGUGGGUUAUGGAUGGUCAUAUUAGGUCUGAUGUAAUGAGGAUUUUAUCACGAAAGAACCAUGGUGAAAUAUAUUGCAUACAUGCAUUUUAUUAUAUUGUUUUAAAAAUCAGUCUUGACUGCAAAUAUAAAAGUAUGUUACUGGAAAUACAAUUGAGUAAAUACGAGUAGUUAACGUUGGAUCCAAAAAACAUGGAAUCCCCUAGAUGAGACAAUGAUUUUGCUUGUAGAUGGCAAUAAUACGUGACAAAAUGUGCUAGCUUUUGAUGCGAUUUUUUGUUAAAUCUUAUGGUGGCUAUUUAAAUUUUAGUAAAGGGAAAAUUUUACCAACUGAAUGCAAUUUGAUAAAUACCUACAUUUAUCACACAAGAUUAUUACUACGUCCAUUAAGUACAUUAAUUUACUUUUGAAGACCAUUAUAUAUUUUUUUAUUUAUUCAGGGGUGCUCAAACGGUCGAUCGCUUUUUGAGUCGAUCUCGAGAAAGAAAUCUGAUAUAGAACUAUUCACAUACUUUGUUUUAGGUAACUAAAAUCGGUAAUUAUGUACCAUCUUAUGAAAAGUACAUGCAGAUUCAAAAUCCAAAGUCACUCUUUAGUUAAGUUUAGAACUUUAGACACUUGAACGCGUUUGUUUCGUAAGAACCAAUAAACUCGCAAUUUUCAACAAUUAUGAGUUUUUUCAUUGACAUUUUACAACAGACCUACAUUUAGCUUGACUAAAAAAAUGCAAAUUAUUGUGUGCAAAACUAAUGUCUAUGUCAUCGUAACAAUCUACCUAGACGACAAUCCGUCAACACACAUACUUGAAGCCUCUCAGAGUCGAUCGAUCGAAGUCUAACAAUUUUGAGGUAGAUCCCCAGCAGUUCAAGCUUGAGCACACCCUGAUUUAUAUGUUUGUAUCUCGAAUUGCAGACCUGCCAACUACCAUCUUUGUCAAGAUACAUUUUUUUGCUGAUAAGCCGAAAUAAUGUGCCUCGAAUGUAUUCAAUUGAAUGAAUUAAUUAAUAAGCAGUUCCUCACAGGGAACUGUAAUUCUACCACACCAAAUUAAGUAGAUAUUUAAGAGCAUAUUAGAUUUUAAACAAUAUAUAUAAACAAUUGAAUUUUUAUGAUAACGUUUUAAUGUCUGAGUCCAAACUUACUUUUACCUAAGAAUGAAAUGUAAUAAACAUGUAAAAGUGAAGAUACGAUAUUUUUAUUUUAAAACUUCCUUGAAAAGUAAAAUUUUUAGGUUUUCUGUAUAUACUUAUUCUUUCUCUAAAUUUGAGUAUUAUUGAAUACUCAAUGUUGAAGCUUGAGAUAUUAAAAUUUGGAAUGUACUUAAAAUUCGCUUUGCAAUCAUCACUUCUGAUCAUAUUCUGAAAGAGUGGGAUAGAAUACCGGUUAUUAAUGCGAGACAAGGCUAUUAGACAAAGAAAGGGAUACAAAUAUAGUGCCAAUAUUUUUAGUCUGUUACAAAUCUAUAUUUUUUUGCGUAAUUUAACAUGCUGAUGGUUUGAAUAUGCAAAGCGGACGUAAUGACUAAAGCGUGCAAGCGAGAAGUGAAUACAGGCAAAUCACUGACCUCUAUAAAUACCACUGGACAGGCUGUACCAUGUUUGACAGCAAAUUUUUUGCCUAUUUGAAGCGCCACUCGUGAGUGUCCAGAGAACUAAUUUUGACGUAUAUGGCUGGAACGUACAAUACUCUGAAGUAUUCUUGCAUUUUGAAUUAAUUUCGUUCAUUUUGUUCCUUAUACUUCAAAAAUCAACGUAUUACGUACACAUUUUUUUUUGUAAAUACUUUCCAACCAUCUAUCCAUGUUUGCUGAGGCCAAUAGCGCCAAAAUGGCGAAUAUCAAACAGCCACAAAAGCACUUUGACAGUGGUCAGUUCGGCAAAUACACAGUCCCAUUCAUUAUCUUAUCGCUAAGUUUCAUAUACACUGUUUGGUAGAAAAUAAGUCUUAUUUAUAAAAAUAUAGAAAUAUCAAUGUCUUCAUGCCCGAAUAACUUUGAGCAUACGAAUGACUGAAGUUGUUUAAAUCUCAAACUAAUGAAGUUUGAAGCGGUGAACAGAGUAAAAAAUACAGAGAAAAAAAAAGAAAUACACAAUAUUUUUAUAUAAAUCAGUAUUUGAAUAAUAUGACUAUUUUAAUUUAUUAAUACGGCUUUACUCACGUUUUAUCUGUGUGUCUUUUAGAAUUCUAUUUCAUUAUCUUAUUGAAAACUUGCCAAAUCUGGAGUCAGUAUGUAGUUAAACAUUCUGUAUCUUGCGAACUAACGGGAUUUGGACAAGGUGAAACAGGAAUAUUUUUAGUUGUGUCAGGCAUUGGAUUUGUUGCUGUUUCUAUUCCCUGUAUGAUUUCAGUGGUACUUAUGUUCAGUUGAGGUGUAGAAUCUAACAAUUCUGGAUUUUCCAGGUCAAGUGUCAAAUUGGAGAUGUUCUUCGAAGUCAUGGGACAAUCUGUUUCUGGAUUAGGGCGAUCAGUGACAUAAGAAGGUGCAAAGUCACUGUCUCGAAAAAUGUUAGGAUUGAAGGGCCAUAUCCCUGUUGGUCUGCAUCCUCUCAUGAUAUUUGCAGGAUUUAGGGCUAAAGGCAGUGAAUCUUUCACCACGGCAGGAAUAUCAUGAAUCAUCGUGGUUUUUCCUGGAUGAUUAUACAUUCAGGCUAUCUGUGUUCAAUUAAGGUGGUUUUUAAAAGGACCAUAAACUCCCACAUCUAAUGGUUGUAAAUUGUGAGAGCAGUGCGGUGGACAUGACAGUAUGAUUAUGUUGUUAAUUUUGGCUUUCUCAACGAUAUUAAAAUUUACAUGCGAGCUGUUAUCCAAAAGGAGCAGAACGGGCUGUUCAGCAGAAGGUUUGACAUUUGAAUGAAAUGAUCCAAAAUUUCAAAAAUUCUACUUCUGUCAUCCAUCCUUCGGGAUGGAUGACAGGAGUAGAAAUUCUUCGGAAUUUCCCGCUGCAAUCGCAUCUACAAGAAGAAAAAGAUCCGUGUCUCUCAUUCUGGGAAACACGAACAUUGGCGGAACUGAAUUCCCAGCAGCAUUUAUGGCACAUGAAAGAGUAAUAAGUGUCCCUCUUUCGGCAGAUGUGAUCGCACCGACCUGUUUUUGACUCCGGGCAGCAACUAUUUUUUUAGGCUUCUGUACCGUCGUGACACCUGUUUCGUCAACGUUCCAUAUUCUUGAAGCAGUGAAUUCAUAUUUUUGGAACAAGCCUUGCUGUUUGUCAAAAAAAUCUUUAUCGUUGGUUUUGUUGAACGAUGUUGCUCAACUCAAAGAUGAUAUCAGUAGCUUCUGGUGUUCGUAGAGAUAGUUGAGGAUUUCUAUCCAUAAAACAUUUAAACCAGUCCAGCCCAGCCGUAUUAUUUUUAUGCCAGCUGGGGGGAAUAUUUUUUAGUCGAGCACAUUGAUAAGCUAGUUUGCGUACUUCUGUUUUCUGAACUUUUGAGUAGAUAAAAAGCAAAUUUAUGUUCUGUUUCUUCUGAGAAUACCAAUGUAGGUUUGUCGUAAGCUUGCUUUACGAAUGCUCGUUUUAUUCUGCAGUACUUCUGCUGCAGCAGAUUCAUAAACUUCUUUACUAGUUGUACCUCUUUCUGUUUUUCUUUUAUAGUUUCUCAUAACAAAGAAUAUGUAGAAUUUUUAAAAUAAGGAAACGAACGGUACAAUACCAGAUAUGGUAAUAUUUUUGUUACAUGUAACAACUGACCCCAAACAAUUGUAACUACUUGCCCCAUCGCACGUUUUUAAAUAUAAAUUGAAGUCAUUAUUAAAUGACUUCAAUUUAUUCUACUUAAUAAAUUUUAAUUAAUUUAUUAUUCUACUAUCGAUAUCAUUAAUAUAGAUAUCGAUAGUAGAAUAAAACAAUAUUGUAAAUUAAAGGAAGAUAGAUAUAUUAUGAAGGUUCAAGGUUAAAAAUUUUGACUAAAUAAAAAAUAUAGUCAACAGGAAUCAAAAAUAUCGUAAAGGAUUUUUUUACUUACUUGGUUGAAAUCGGGACACACGCAUACAACCUAGCAGCUCAGCGCUUGGCGGGUCACUGAUUGUAUUUAUCUAAUGCACGAUGUUAUAAGAAAACGAAUGAGUACAAUUAUGUCCAUCAAAGAGUUUAAAAUCCCUGUAAAAAACGCGUGUAACUUCUUACCCCUGUAACAACGUGCCCCCCGCUCCCCUAAAGCCGUAUUAAUAAAUAAGAUAAUAAUGUCUCACAAAAGUUUUAAAUAUGACUAUUGCUUUUAAAUUCAAAACUUUUCCGGCAUGUUGGGCACUUAUGAGAUAUGGAUUCAUAAACGCCAAAGAGAUUAAAGUAUAGCAUGAAGUGUGCACAGCACAAACAACACGAAAUAUUUUUAGUAUGAAAAAUUUAUGUAGGUACUUGUAUGGUACACAAUAUAUAUGCCAUCACGUAUUCGAUAAAAAAUUUGGAAGUUGAAUAAUAAUAAUUGUUUGUUAUUCUAUUUUUAGUUACCUAUCUACCAUAUGCGGGCAUUUUUGUAAUUUUAUGGAUGAAAAUUGAAUCCAGUUUAUAGAAUUUUGCAAAAUUGAUCUUGUUAUUAUAAUUGUAAGUGCAUGUAAUUUUAGAUUGUAUUCAUUCUUAAAAUCUAUGAUUGACGACUCAAUAACUCUGUAUAUUUCUUUACUCAGUAUUUCUAACGUCAUAAGUAUUAUAAGUUAAUCAUUUUCCAGUAAAAAUGAUAAAUUUAUACAAGUUUCGUACAAUAGACAUAGAAUAUACUGAAUUUCAUAA
Molecule: messenger RNA, 6103 nt
Organism: Leptidea sinapis
Lineage: Eukaryota; Metazoa; Arthropoda; Insecta; Lepidoptera; Pieridae
Gene: Spec2
Product: CDC42 small effector protein homolog
Exons: 4
Coding region: 442-687 (81 amino acids)
Biological process (GO): regulation of Rho protein signal transduction
Cellular component (GO): plasma membrane
Molecular function (GO): small GTPase binding
Source: RefSeq, a predicted model, not a curated record